Messenger RNA from Condylostylus longicornis, 760 nucleotides. RefSeq lists its product as uncharacterized. The coding region runs from base 111 to 758 and encodes 215 amino acids. Gene Ontology annotation, cellular component: centriole; non-motile cilium. Lineage: Eukaryota; Metazoa; Arthropoda; Insecta; Diptera; Dolichopodidae. The transcript is spliced from 3 exons. The record is from RefSeq and is a predicted model, not a curated record. Gene Ontology annotation, biological process: cilium assembly.
UUUAUAAAUUUAAUUUGAAUUUUUUAACCACUUGUUUUCAGUUGAAACUAAAUGGUUUAUAAAAAACAAAAUACAUAAAAAAACUUCACCUUUUUAAUUUCUUUUUAAAAAUGACAAAUUCUUUGGACCCAAGGGAAGUACUAAUGUGUUUGAACGACAUGGGUUAUCGAAACAUAACCAGCACACAGUUAAAAGAAUUCAUUAAAGAUCUUCGCAAGUUGAUAAAAUAUGAGGAGCAAUUCUGUUCGAACCAUAAUGAAGCACACAAAGAGCAAAAUAAAGAUUCAAAAGUUAAAUUUGACAAAAACUCUAAUCGUAGGGGUUUACAUAGGAAUAAUUCAGCUCCAGUUGCGACAGCAAAAACCAUAUCAGAAAAUGAAAUAGACAAAACGAUUAGAAAAGAUUUAAAACUUAGAAGACGAGAAUGCGAAAAUAAAACGAGCCUAUAUAUAGACGGCACUUCUUUGAAUCAUUUAGAAAAAGACAAAACAUGUAAGGGAAGUUUGCAAAGAGGCGGUUGUGAAAAAGAAAGACUUCAGACCAAGUUAAAACAAAGUGAAGAAAUCAAUUCUGCCAGAACUUGUAGAACGAAAAGUGCUAGGGGGAUUAAAGAAAAUGACCCAGUUGAACUCUACCAGUAUUACAAAAGGGAAUGGGAACGUUUUAAAAAAAAUUUUCCCGGCGAAAACUCUCAUAGCGAAUUACGAUCUAGUAUUAAAAGAAAACUUUUAGUUACUAAAGGAAAAAAUAUGUCGUAAAC